Messenger RNA from Candidozyma auris, 3888 nucleotides. It is a transcript of the gene SPA2, whose product is annotated as Spa2p. Gene Ontology annotation, cellular component: cellular bud neck; cell cortex of growing cell tip; incipient cellular bud site. The transcript has a single exon. The record is from RefSeq and is a predicted model, not a curated record. Gene Ontology annotation, biological process: mating projection formation; bipolar cellular bud site selection; pseudohyphal growth. Gene Ontology annotation, molecular function: MAP kinase scaffold activity. Lineage: Eukaryota; Fungi; Ascomycota; Pichiomycetes; Serinales; Metschnikowiaceae. The coding region runs from base 1 to 3888 and encodes 1295 amino acids.
AUGUCGGAGCCCGAUUUGCUGCACCACUAUAAAGUGCUCAAGCAGUUCCUCGACAUUCUGGACGACCUGGGCCAGAGAGCGAAGAGCACAAGCUCCAGAGCCAUGAGAGCGAGGGAGAAGCUCCUCAAGUUGCUGAGUGCCCAGUUCCGUGAGUUGAGCACAGACGUGUACGAUGAGUUGAAACGAAGAAUCGACGAGUCCAGGGCAGAGCCCGACUUUUUGCUUCCAAAACUGACGUUCCACCCAAAACGUAACCAGGCGAGACAAAAGCUCUCCCUGUUGCCUCAAACAAGGUUCAAGGACUUGGUGCUGGACAUCAGCUAUGAGAUCUCCCGCAGAAACUUGCACAUUCCCAGUGAUUCGACGGGAAGCGUUUCUGGUCAAGGCCAGGGUCCUCAAUCGCCAGUCUCAUACGUUCACCAAAAGACCCCCUCGCACGCUUACUCGCAGUCGCUGUAUCAACAGCACUCCAAAGGAGGAUCCAUCGCGGAAAGUGCCGAUUUGAAUCGUGUGGCCGAUGAGGACAUCUCUCAUCUGACGGUGAAUGACACACCAAGGGAGGCGCCUGACGAUUCUAUUGACGAUCUGCAAGUGUCCCACGAAGACACCUCCAAGCAGACCAUUGCCGUGCAGCCCACGACUGUUAUUCCUACAAAGGCCAAUUUGACGUGGUCGAGUGACGAGGAGGACGAAGAUGAGUCGAAGGAGGUGCAGCAGCCAGCCCAGAGAGAAGUGGUUGAACACAGUAAUGGCAGUAGAUCGCUUGACGUCGAGAUCGACGAGCUUAAGCGCUCACUCCAGGCGUCCGAGGAACGCGCAGAGCAGCUUGAGAAGACCAACGAGGACCUCAAGACGAAUUUGGCAACUACGCUCUCGCAGAAAGAUGCUCUUGAGGCUGAACACAAGCAGCAUCUUGCCAAGAGCGCCAAUUCGGUUGAUCCAAAGGAGCUCAGUGCCCUCCGGGACGAGCUCGAGAGCUUAAAGUCAUCCAGUGCUGCAUUGAGACUUGAGAAUCAGGCGUUGAAGAAUAAGCACUGGAAGGACUCGAGGCAUCAGUCUAGAGACCUCGCCAAUUUAUCGAGAGAAGACUCGCUGUCCAGUCACCUUAAUAGUUCGCCAGGCCAUCAAGGCCCUCGUUCUCACUCAGGUUCAUUGACCCAGGCAGUGGAAGCAGUCUCAAGAUCUCAGAUCAGUGGCUCUCCGAAUCAGUCUCCUCCCAGAUCAGCUGCUCUCCCAACGUCUACUACGGACAUGAGUGUCAACGAAGAGUUGAAAAAGCUUCACGACAAAUUGCAAUCCAUGGAUGCAUCUCAUGUGCCUGUUUCAGUCUCCAAGAAAGAGCAGCUUUUACGUACUGAGGUUGCAAAAUGGCAGCAAAGAUACCAGGAAUCCCAAGCAGGUAUUAUCAAGAAAAAUAUUCUCUCAUCUGAACCUCGGUUGAGGCAGAAUGUAUCUCCAGAUGGCGUAAUACCGUUGAAGCUGGCGGCUCAGUUCUUUGCCGCCAUAGAGACAUUUAUCACCAGCGUUUAUGAUGACGACUCUGAUCAGGACGUCCUUUUUGAGAAGAUGUCACACGUUGCAUGCCUAGCAAACAAGCUUGCACUCGCCAGCGAUAGGAGUUCCUCGUAUGAGCACGAGCACCUAGCUACAAAUGUGAGAGAAGCUGCCAGCCACUCCUUGACUGCUACGAGAUACUAUGGCUCUAAUAGUAAGCUUUUACCUCGAGUUCUUGUUGAAAGGUCAGUUGACGAACUCGCCUUCACUGUAUGCGAUCUUGUGUCUGCUUGCAAGCUCAAUGAUGGUAAUGGUGAUGGUGAACUUACCCAAGCAAGUCAAAUCAACCAAAGCCAGGUCCAGGAAUCCAACGAUGCCAUACGACCACUCAAAAUUGGCAAGUCAACGAAUCUCAGUCCUCCGGCUGGUAAGGAUAGGUCUGCAAACUCUCGUGGCGUGAGCCCAAUGGAGGACUAUUCUACCCCAAGGCUGCACACUCUUUCGAAGGAGUCUCUUAAACCUGUCAAGAAUGAGACGCACGUUGAUACCCCUAGCCCAGCCCGGAUUCUUCCUGGAUCUUUGCCGAUGGGUGAGUCCAGUGACCAGGUCGACAAGGAACCCCAGGAGGAGGAACCUGUGAAGAAGUUGUCUAUGUUCGAAAGACUAGCACGUUCCAGAGCAGAGGAAACUAAGCCCGCAACACCCGAAAAGGAGAAGAAGUCAAUUGACCUGGACAAAUCAAAUGGUGUGGCCAAAGCUGGCGCAGCAGUUGCAGCAACUGGCGCAGCAGCGACAGCAGCUACGUCAGCGACGCCAGCAACGGAGUCUUUAUCUGCCGAGAGCAAAGAUCGUUCUUUGACCGAACUCAACAAAAAAUCGAACGCGGUGUUUGAAUCGGAUAAAGCAAAUGCCGAUGUGAAGCCUGAUUUUGAAAAGAACCCGUCUCAAAACAAGGAGAACUUAGCUCCUUCAACUCCACAUUCUGCCUCACGCGUCAAUAUCUUAGACAAAGUCAGACAGUUUGAGAGCCCCGAAGAGAACUCCAGUAACAAAGUGUCAUCAAAAACGAAAUCUCCCUCUCUGAUGUCUGUGAAGAACGCAAAGGAAUUGUUAUCGAAGGACGCAAGCGCAGCAAGUAGCCCCAAUCAGCUGAGUCCAGCUAGUCAAAAAACAGCUGAGAACACCCCAACUAGAAGCAGAAGUCUUUUCCAGACUCUUAGAAAUAAAUUCGCCGGAGAACCGAAGGAUGAGGAGGAUAAGACAACACCACUUAAAAAUGAGAGGAAGAAGGAAACGAGCGAGGAUGUCAAGCCAUCUGAAGCUGUGGAGCCAUAUGAAUCUGUCAAGUCCAAGCUGAUUGAUGCCAAUCAACCAGAAAAUGCAGCGAAGCCCGAGUUGAAGGAAACCACUGAUCAUUUCACCGAUGAGAGCGUGCUGAAGGCUACAGGCGCCGAGACAGCUUCAAAGGCUGCUGUCGGCCUUACUGCCGGAGCUGCUUCUUUUGCUGGUGCCAAGAAGGCUGCUGAGAGCAUCAAGAAGCUUGAAGAGAAGCCAACUGAGAGCAUCAAGAGGCACGAUGAGAAGAUAGGUGAGGGCAUCAAGAAGGUCGAAGAGAAGCCAACUGUUGACGAAACACCCAAGGUUGACCGAGACCUCGAUACUAAGAAAGAGCAGGUUCCAGCGGGCUCAUCAACCGGCUCUUCUGAGAAAGGGGAGGUUGGGUUGAAACAAAAACCUUCAUUAAAAUCACUCUCUAGUAAGUCACCCUCUUUCAAGGUGAAGAAGGUAAACUAUUCAGAGAAGAAGGAGGAAGAAUCAGAGGAGGAGAGUGACUACGAUGAACAGGAGGAAGAGGCUAGACAACGGCAGGAAUAUAGAAAGUCGAUGGCAGCAGCUACAUUCAAUUUCGACUUGUUCGAUAUUGACGACCCAGACAACACGUUAACCCAAGUGUUACUUUAUUUAGAGCAUCAGACUGUCCAAGUGAUUUCCACAAUCCAAGACUUACUUACCGCUAUAAAAAAACCUGACGCAACUAGGGGUGAAUUGAGAGAAAAUUCCAAGGCCAUUUCUGAAGUGAUCAGGCAGAUGGCAGAAGCUACCAAAACUUCUAUGAACCAAACGCGUAACUACCAGUUGAAGGAGCAUGGCUCGUGGGUGGUUACGAGUUUGGAGGACUGCAACCACCGUAUGAACAACCUUUGCAGACCCAACGCUGACAAGAGCGACGAAGAAUUUGCAGACAAAAACUUCAAGCAGCGUCUUGCUGGAAUUUCGUUUGAUAUUGCCAAGUGCACUAAGGAGUUGGUGAAAACGGUCGAAGAGGCCAGUUUGAAGGAGGAUAUUGCCCAACUCGACGCCAGACUCAAUCAACCCGAUGACGACUUGACGUGA